Messenger RNA from Periophthalmus magnuspinnatus, 2195 nucleotides. It is a transcript of the gene mindy1, whose product is annotated as MINDY lysine 48 deubiquitinase 1. The record is from RefSeq and is a predicted model, not a curated record. The transcript is spliced from 12 exons. Gene Ontology annotation, molecular function: cysteine-type carboxypeptidase activity; cysteine-type deubiquitinase activity; K48-linked deubiquitinase activity. The coding region runs from base 295 to 1953 and encodes 552 amino acids. Gene Ontology annotation, cellular component: cell periphery; cytosol. Lineage: Eukaryota; Metazoa; Chordata; Actinopteri; Gobiiformes; Gobiidae. Gene Ontology annotation, biological process: protein K48-linked deubiquitination.
GCACUGGUCCCGGUGACAGCGGAAUGUAAACAGCCCGGAGCGGCGCACAGAUCCCGGACACGGUACCGAGCCUCUCCCGGAGCCUCUCUUGCUGUCUCUCCCGCUGUCUCUCCUGUUGUCUCUCCUGCUGUCUCCCGGAGCUUCAGGGGCUGAUCUUCUCAGUGACUCAGCGACUGGGGUUGCUCUCUGGGUCACGGUGGGGUCAAAGUUCAUCUGGAUCCUGUUUUUCCUCCAAAGUUAAACCAAAACAAAUAACAGAGCCAGGGGGCGGGGUUCAUCUGGGGGCGUCCGAUCAUGGAGAGCCCUCAGGUGUCAGCUGACCAUCUCCAUGGCAAUGGGGACACUGCACUUCUUGUCCAAGUGAAAGAGGAGGAGUCAGAGGUGCGACUGUGUGUAGAGGAGAGCUCUGCCAUGACACCUUCAGAUGAACUGCACUCUACUGACUCCGCCUCCUUCCCCAGCCUCACAGAUGACGACAUCACGGACGAUGUCACCACAAAUGACAUCACCACAGAUGAUAUCAGCACAGUGGGCGGGUUGACGCCGGAGCCCAUGCCGAGAAACCAGGAGGGAAAGGAGUCAAAAACAGAUUUCAUUGGAAGUGCAGCUGCAGCCCCACCCUCCUCUUCAAUAGCUGUGCCCCCUUCUUCAACAGACAUGCCCACUUGUGCCGAAGCCCCUCCCACCUCCACAGCCCCCCCUCCCCCCCUUGUAACCCCACCCACUGCUCUCGUAGCCCCUCCCGCCUCCUCCUCAGCCCCUUCCUCUGCUAUGGAGGAGGUGGGGCCUGUGGAAGCGGGACCACAGAGAGCAGAGCCACAGAGAGCAGAGCCACAGGGGGCAGAGCCACAGGGGGCAGGGCCACAGGGAGUGGGGCCACAGGAGGUGUACCUGGUGAAGUGGAUCACCUGGAAAGAGGAACGAACCCCGAUCAUCACCCAGAGCCAGAAUGGACCCUGCCCCCUGCUGGCCAUCAUGAAUACACUGUUUCUACGCUGGAAGGCCAAGUUGCCUGCUCAGACUGAGGUAGUGACCACAGAGGACCUGAUGACUCACCUGGGUGAGUGCGUCCUGUCAGCCACGCCUCGAGAGAAAAGCAAAGGGGUGGAGCUAAACUUCCAGCAGAACAUGAGCGACGCAAUGGCCGUGCUGCCAAAACUCUGCACAGGUUUAGAUGUGAAUGUGCGUUUCACUGGGGUCUGUGACUUCGAAUACACGCCUGAAUGCAUUGUGUUUGAUCUGCUCAACAUCCCCCUGUACCACGGCUGGCUACUGGAUCCUCAGAGUCCAGAGACUGUGGCAGCGGUAGGAAAACUCAGUUAUAAUCAACUCGUGGAGAAGAUCAUCGACUGUAAACACUCAGCGGACAGCUGCAAGGUCUCUGAAGGCCUGGUCGCGGAACAGUUCCUGGAGUCAACGGCGUCUCAGCUCUCGUACCACGGCCUGUGUGAACUCACCUCCAGAGUACGAGAGGGAGAGAUCUCAGUGUUUUUCAGGAACAACCACUUCAGCACCAUGACCAAGCACCAGAGCCACCUGUACCUGCUGGUGACAGAUCAGGGCUUCCAGUCGGAGGAGCGUCUGGUUUGGGAAUCACUUCAUAACGUGGAAGGAGAUGGAAACUUCUGUGACUCUGACUUCAGACUGUUCCAGAAGAGCCAGGACUAUAACCGGACUACAGUGGCCCAGGUAGACCAGGACUAUAACCGGAGUACAGCUGCACAGAUAGACCAGGACUACCUUGUGGCUGUGUCCCUGCAGCAGAGCGGAGGAGACCCUGUUACUCUGAGUGACGCAGAACUCGCACGACAACUUCAACAAGAAGAAUAUCAGCAACAGCAAAGUACUACAACUGCUACUACUACUACUACACCACAACAACAACAUCAGGUGCGUGGGCCGGGUGCUCAGAGUCGCAGGAGAGAGAAGGACUCAGACUGUGUUCUGUUAUAGCUUUGGCCUAAGUUGCGUGAUUCUCAAAGUGCUGUGUCUGUGUGCGCCCAGUGGAGCUGGGCCAGCUCCACACGCUAAACACACGCUAACGACACACUAACGACACACUAAUGACACACAUCCGGCAGCUCAACGUCACUGCUGCGUCAAUGUGCUCUCAGCACCUCCAGGACUGUCUACCACUGGAUCUGCUCCGCAAGAUUUACACUGAAAUAAUUUAUAAUAAAAAUGAUUCAAACAUU